Molecule: messenger RNA, 1546 nt
Organism: Menidia menidia (Atlantic silverside)
Lineage: Eukaryota; Metazoa; Chordata; Actinopteri; Atheriniformes; Atherinopsidae
Source: the annotation of a GenBank genome assembly
UGGGAGGUAGUCAGGCUGCUGUCACAUGGCAUGUGUUUGCAGGUUCUGCUGUGGGGAGGAGGGAUUCUGCACAGACCUUUGUGUAAGAGGAACAACUGAGGCAUUUUUUCAUGUGGCCCUUCAACAAGUUGAAACAGUGAAUCGGAUCAAGGAGGAGCUGCGUUGACCAAACAGCCCAUUAUGGAAAUCCCAGCCAUAAACUUGAAGGCCAUAGUACUCGUACACUGGCUGCUAACUGUUUGGGGGUGCAUGGCAUGGCUUCCCAUUUCCUUCGGAUGGGGAAACUUCAGCGUUUUAGCGGUCGGAGUGUGGGCGAUAGCACAGAGGGACUCCAUUGAUGCUGUUCUCAUGUUUCUAGUUGGAAUGGUGGUGACCAUUUUGACCGACAUCAUCCAUUUCGGGAUCUACUACCCGCUGAGCGACUUUGCAGCUGAGCGGGGACGGGACGUGUUUCGCUUCAGCGUCGGAAUGGCCAUCCUCAACCUGCUGCUCAAACCCGUCUCCUGCUUCUUUGUCUAUCAAAUGUACCGCGAGCGAGGAGGAGAGUACAACGUCAACUUUGGUUUUCCCUCUGUAUCACGAAACAGGGAAGCAUAUCAGUCGAUUGACCAACAGGACGAGUCCUCCAGCCCAGCGAAUCCCUUCAACCAGGCCCAGGACAGCAAGCCAGGAGCGCGCACGUACUGAGAGGCAGGAGCCGAUCAAAGCCGUGCCUCCCUUAGAGUUUUUUUAUAUGACGGGCAAAGCGCUCUCAGAAAGGUUGUUCAAUCAAUUCUCUUUUUACAUUUAAAACUUUCCUGUGGAGCGCAGCGCCAGGAAAAAAAUGUGUUUAAGUGUAAAAUGUAGCCAAACUGAAGUGCUUUUUUAAAAAAUGGAUUCAAACAUGUUUUUUUGUUGGGCCGGGCCAUAUCUGCUGAGUGUAAUCAGAGUCAAAUCUGUUUACUUUCUCCAGUGCUGCGUGGAUGUUGUUACCAUCUGUUAUUUUUUAGUAAACACGUGUUGGAUGGAACUGUUUUUUGUCAGACUUCAGAGUUCACUGUUUUUGUUCAGUAAAAGAUGUUCUUGUCGUAUUUUUUAAAAAAUUUUCAACUGUUCUUUGCUUUAUAUAAACAGACGUUAAAGGAAAUAUUGGAUUGACUGGAACAGAGGAAAAUUUAAGACAAUUGCUGAGCCUCAGAAGGUCUGUUUUGGGUUUGUUCUGAGCUGGAAAGACCUUUGCUUUAGCACAAGUGCAAAAUGCAGACAGGCUGUUUAUUUAUCUUGAUGUUUUUUUUAGUAUUAUCAUUAUUAUUAUUAUUAUUAUUAUUAGCAAAGCAUACUGCUUUGGCUAUUGCCACCAAGCUAGCACUGUAACUAUGAACAAAGAUAAGUGAUUUUUUUUUUUCUUGGGUGAUCCCAAUUGAUCCGUUCGCGUUAUUUACAAAGCAGAAGCAAGACUUCUGCAGUCCUCCAGUCUGGCAUGAGCACCCUGUGAUUGUGUGAGCUUGUGUGAAACUCAAAUAAAUGACAGACCACACACUGCGCAGCCUGUCGAUGUGUGAAACAA